CGGCACCGUCCCGGCUUUCACCUCGGCGUUCCCACGCCUCCUCAGCCGGGCUCUCCCCCUCCUCGUCAGGGCCCGGACCUUCGAGAUGGCGGCUCAGAAGAUAAAUGAGGGGCUGGAGCAUCUCGCCAAAGCAGAGAAAUACCUGAAAACUGGUUUUUUAAAAUGGAAACCAGAUUAUGACAGUGCCGCUUCUGAGUAUGGAAAAGCAGCUGUUGCUUUUAAAAAUGCCAAACAGUUUGAGCAAGCAAAAGAUGCCUGCCUGAGAGAAGCUGUUGCCCAUGAGAAUAACAGGGCUCUUUUUCAUGCUGCCAAAGCUUAUGAGCAAGCUGGCAUGAUGUUGAAGGAGAUGCAGAAACUCCCUGAGGCUGUUCAGCUGAUUGAGAAAGCCAGCAUGAUGUACCUAGAAAAUGGCACUCCCGACACAGCAGCCAUGGCAUUGGAGCGAGCUGGCAAGCUUAUAGAAAAUGUAGAUCCAGAAAAGGCUGUACAGUUAUAUCAACAGACAGCUAAUGUGUUUGAAAAUGAGGAACGCUUACGACAGGCGGUCGAAUUACUAGGAAAAGCCUCCAGACUGCUGGUACGAGGACGCAGGUUUGAUGAGGCAGCACUUUCUAUUCAGAAAGAAAAAAAUAUUUAUAAGGAGAUUGAGAAUUAUCCAACUUGUUAUAAGAAAACAAUUGCUCAAGUCUUAGUUCAUCUCCACAGAAAUGACUACGUGGCUGCCGAGAGGUGUGUCAGGGAGAGCUACAGCAUCCCAGGGUUCAGCGGGAGCGAAGACUGUGCUGCACUGGAGCAGCUUCUCGAAGGCUAUGACCAGCAAGACCAAGACCAAGUCUCUGAAGUCUGCAACUCGCCGCUUUUCAAGUACAUGGACAAUGAUUAUGCUAAGCUGGGCCUGAGUUUGGUGGUCCCAGGAGGGGGGAUCAAGAAGAAAUCCGCAGCACCACAGGCUAAGUCAGAGGGCGCCACCGCUCCCACCGCGGAGGAAGACGAAGACGAGUAUGCGGGAGGCCUGUGCUAGGAUCCUGCUUUGCCGCAGAAAGGAAGAGAAGAAUCCUGACACACCAUUCACAGACUUGGACCUUGUCUAAGGGGAUCCAGGCUUCAUUUCAGUCAUCGUUUUGAAAAUGCUAAUAAAGACCCCAUGUUUAGUCUUCAUUUCCCUAAGUACCCAUUAUGAGAAAACACUUUUUUUUCUUUCCAUAAGAGCCUUUCUAAGAUACCAGCAGGAAUUAACAAAAAUAUACUGUCACAUUUUAAUACAGUUGAUUUUUAAAUUUGCAAGCCACCAAUUACGUUCUAAACAAAAGGGACACUAGGGAUAGAAAUUCUUUUCUCUUGGGCUUUUGUGAUUUAUUGUUACAGAAUUUUCUUUGUGUUUUAUUUAAUAAUUGCUGCUAAAAGUGACGUUUACUCAGUUAAAAUAGUAUUUUAAACUUUUUUGAAAAGGAAGUUUAUCCCCAGUGAUAUUAGAUACAUUUAGAUGAUCAAAUCUUGAAAUCUCUUCGGAGGUAAGAUUGGGACAGGAUGCUGUUUUGAACCUUACACUAUUGUUUAGCCCAAUAAAAGGUACGUUUGAAGUCUUAUGUGUAAGCUGAAAGUUUUGAAGCUAUAUUCAACUCCUUUUUGAAAUCCAUUUUUUUCCACCUGAAAAAACACAUGGCGGCUGUCCCCAAAUGCAUUUGGUUCUUGGCUAAACGGGAACUAAUGAGGACUGUUGUGCAUUCUAACAAAGGGAUAAUGUUCCCGUCAAUCUAGAAUAUAGACCUUUCUUCCCUCCAGAAUAAUUUCUGAUUCAUCCAGAGCUGCAGCAGGACAGUAACGUGUUGGCAGUGCUGUGUAUACCGCAGAUGCGUAGCUGGAAAGGGAAGAACUGUUUCCGAAGUGCUUCUUUUGAGGGGAGUGAGCUGCCAAAAUGUCAGUCCUCGUAGGUAUUUGUAGAAGGCUGUUCAAGAAGCAUUCCUUUUUCGCUCAUGCGGCUCUGCCUUCCACAGUGGUCCCCGGUCGUAUGCCCGUCUGCCUCUGCCUGGAGCCGGCCUGCCAGUGCCGGUGCGCAGUGUGCUGCUCCCUGAAGACAGCAGGGCCCAUCGUGAAGCCUGGUUUUAGCCCCAGCUGGUUCUGAGGGAGAGGAGGGCUCAGCCAGGAUGGCUGCCUCUAUGGCAGGUGCGCUGGGCAAAAGUCAUUAUUGAAGAUCUGAUUUAAGACACUAACAAACUUAAUGCUUGGAUUCCUUGCAUUAUUGCAUAGCUCUGCGGGGAGCAGCUCAUUUUCAGUAAUUGUACGGAGACAAACGUUGACCAGUCCCAGCGAGGCUGCAUGUAAACGUGUGCACUGAAUGGCGUGCUCACAUUUCCGAGAGCCCGCCAUUGCUGCUGCGCCUGUUAGAUCCCGUAGGAAACUUCGGGAGUCUCGAGGUCAUGCUCAUGGGAGCUAAGCAGCCAUCUGUCUAAACCAAUUUGGCAGCGCUUAAAAGGUAUCUUCGACCACUUGUUUAUAGAUUAUUGUUUAUAGACUAAAGUGUUAAGUUUUACAUAUUAAAAAUGAGGAGUGAUUGAGUGCAUUCUGUACCAGCAGGGCAGCUGACCCGGAACAACAUGAAACGCUCUAUUUCUUUCAUGUGCAGCCUCUUCCCGCCUCCCUGCCUACACUUAGGAACUAACGAGCAAGACUUAGGGCUAUUUCUUUGACGUCAGGGUUAUUCUGUGUGGUGUCCAGGAAAGAGCCCUUGUUCCAUCUUCAUGCAUUUUAUUUUUCCAUGUACAGAAGUCUUGAUCCUGAGAGUGUGGUCAGGAGUGGGAAAUGUGUGUUUACAGCAGGAAAAACUUUUCCAGAACUCAUGUCAUCACUUUUACCAAAGUGGAAUCCUGCAUGAAUAUGCUCAGAAUCGAAUACUCAGUGUUCUGUUAUAAGUGAAGUCAAUCUAGAAAUAUAUUUAAUAUAUUGAAUGUAUUUGUACAUAGGCAGAGUAAUAUGGUAUUUGUGUAUGGAAUUGUGCUUCCUAUUUUUUCCAGUUCUUUGAUGAGUCAAUUUUAAAUGUGUUGCUAUGAAAAUGUAGAUUAUUGCUUCUAUGACAAGAUAAUUAUGAAAAUAAAAUCUGAAACGAUAGAAGUAUGAUUUAUAACUGUUA
This is a messenger RNA of Neogale vison (American mink), 3127 nucleotides long. It is a transcript of the gene NAPG, whose product is annotated as NSF attachment protein gamma. Lineage: Eukaryota; Metazoa; Chordata; Mammalia; Carnivora; Mustelidae. Bases 86 to 1021 code for a protein of 311 amino acids. The record is from RefSeq and is a predicted model, not a curated record. Gene Ontology annotation, biological process: intracellular protein transport. Gene Ontology annotation, molecular function: syntaxin binding; soluble NSF attachment protein activity. Gene Ontology annotation, cellular component: vacuolar membrane; SNARE complex. The transcript is spliced from 12 exons.